UAUAAUUUGGUACCAUUUUAUCAAGUGUCACAUCGGGUCAAAAAUAAGUAUAAGAUUUACGCGAGGCAGCUGCAUAUAUAUUUUGUUAUAAACACGUGCGGUGUUGUGUUUUGUGGAUACAAAUUGGAAAAGAAAUUGAUCAAAAAUGGACGGAAUAUUGAAUAUUUUCCAGAUUUUAUCUGAAGUAGAUGCCAUUCAGUUACCAAAGUACUUGAGCGCGUUAGUUGAACAUCAAAGUUUCCGGCAUAAGACGUCAAGCGAGUUAGAAUCGGUUACAGCACAUCUCACAAAUUUGAUGAACAAUUUUGGAACAAAACAUCAAGGAUUGAUGCUACUGAAUGCUUUUCUGCCUCAAUGUUCUCUGGACGUCUUCGAACAGAAAGGUGCACUGUGGAUAACACUGUGUACCAAAAUUUGCGCACAAAAGAAACCAGCUGAAAGCGUAGCUUUGUCGUAUGAAGUGUUAGAAAAACUCAUUCAGAAGUCGGUUCACGUACCGGAAACAUCGAAAGCCAUCUCCAACAAUCUUUUACUGAAGAUUCUGGAAACGAUACCAUCUACGCCACCCGUAGCUGUUAUGUCCGCAUUGAAAUUUCUCGAAACAGCAAUGAAAAUCUUCCCUGGCCCGUCCGGUGCUCUGCGAACAUUCAUCGAGAAGUUCAUUUUGAGUUUUGUCGACACAACUGACGAUCUAUUGCUGACACAAUCAGCAAAGUGUUUGCAAUUGUUGCAACAAGUGCGCGGUAGUGGAUCCCAUGGUAGUACCCAUAAAGUAUCGUGGGGUCAGUUGCAUGUACAAAUUAUUGGCAGCAUUCACGAAAUGUUCGAUGCCAUUUAUAUGAACACUGAUGAGACGCUGGACGGUACAGAUCACGAAGAUCGUCUCAAAAUCGAGCAACUGAUAUUGAAAGACGAACCGAUAAAUCGUGUCUCGCAACUUGUGACAAGACUGCGAAAUUUGUGCACAAUUUUAGAAGUGGUGUUGAUCGAACCGUUUCCGGUACCGAAAUCGAUUCAACCGGACAAAAUUAUUGCUAUGAUAUCCAGAGGACUAGCUGUGAAUUGUAUGACUUUGUCAAAGAACUUAAUAACGGACAAUGUGGCACUCGGUGCAUUGUUACCACAAAUUCAUGUUACACUGUUUGGAGUGCUCGAUAAGUUAAUUGUUGUCCUCAAAUCGCAUAUGUUGUUGUACGCCAAGGAUGUCUACAACCUUGUACUCCAAUCACUAAAAUGGACAGCAUCAGGACAUGCCAGCGGCUUUAAACGUCCAUUUGAAACAAUUCGCCGAGCGGCCUAUCAAACUUUGAACCUCUGGUGCCGCACCGCAAAAUACGGCAGCCAAGUUGAAUCGAUUGCUGACGAUUUGGUGAAACAGAUUCUGCAAGACAUCGAACCGUUUCAAAGUGAGGUGACGCUGAAGGUUCUUAGCGGCAGCAAAAAGUAUCUGUCGAAAAAGGCUCGGCAAAAACUGCACAAGGCGCAAAACGAUGCUACCAAUUUGGCACAGACGCAUUCGAAAGGUUUCAAUCCACACAACACCAAAAUCAUUUACACCGACGAAGGAAACGAAGGCAUUUGCUUUGCUGCUUUGAACUGCCUCAUCCAAAUGUUGCAAACGUCCGGGUGCUUCAUAAAGCCGGCAUUGCACACAAUUCUUCAGGAGGAAAUCGUUCUCCUUGCCAUUGGUGUUGUCGAAGCUUCAAGUCUGAAUACAAAUCUGUACGAUUCAGCCGAGUGUCGCAUUGCAUUGUACGGAGCAUUGUAUGCCCUAAUUAAUUCGCCACAUCACUUGUGCCCGCCUCCACUGCAAUAUGCGGCUACAAUAUUCAACACAGCACACAAUCGCGAUAAAAGCAGCAAAGUUCGUCUGGCUUGCGGUGAAUAUACACGGAUGAUCGAGAAGAUAUUGCACCCACAAAAGGAGGUCCUGAAUUUCCCGUUCGACUUGAACGAAAUACGCGACGCUCUACAAAAUGGUGUCGAGGAAGAAGAGGACGAAGACGAAAUCGAAAUGGACGAGGAUGAGCAUGAAGAAAAGGUGAACACUACCAAUGAAUCAGACGGACAAAUUGAUUGGACGCACACACAGUUUCUGGUGGGCGAUGUGGGUGAAGUUGUGGAAGUAGAAUCCACACAGGUGUCGUUCGAUGACGACAAAGAAGAAUUGAAUGAAACCAAUCACUCAGAUGGCGGUGAUAUUAUGGAGCAACGACACAUCGAUGAUGCUGCGAUUAAAAAUUCCGACACAAAUCAUUCAGUCGAACGACCCGUUAUGGAAGAUGACGGACUGGCUUUAGACGAUGAAUUGGAGGAGGUGUCUGAUUUGGAAUUGGAUGAUGAUGGUGACGAUUAUUACGAUAGUGCUCUGGGCAUUGUCAACACUGAUGAUCAACAAGGACAUUCACGUUCGCCGAACACGCCGACGCCCACACCGAGCGACCUGAGUAACUAUGAUGAAUUUGGGGCGUCUCGUUCGAAACGACAGAAAUUGAGUCAUCAAGAUGAUCACAUAGACUUUGGUGCUAUGGGUGAUGCUGAAGAUCACGACCUGCACAAUUUGAUAUCUCAUCUGCACGACGAUCUCAAUGAAACGAUUAAGAAACCAUCGAUAGUUGAUAACCAUUACACCCAUUAAAUACAAACGAGAAAGUUAGUACAGA
Messenger RNA from Bradysia coprophila, 2663 nucleotides. Its product is annotated as proline-, glutamic acid- and leucine-rich protein 1. The record is from RefSeq and is a predicted model, not a curated record. Gene Ontology annotation, biological process: rRNA processing. Lineage: Eukaryota; Metazoa; Arthropoda; Insecta; Diptera; Sciaridae. Gene Ontology annotation, cellular component: nucleus.